This is a messenger RNA of Ochlerotatus camptorhynchus, 1306 nucleotides long. RefSeq lists its product as uncharacterized. Lineage: Eukaryota; Metazoa; Arthropoda; Insecta; Diptera; Culicidae. The record is from RefSeq and is a predicted model, not a curated record. Bases 296 to 796 code for a protein of 166 amino acids. The transcript has 6 exons.
GGUCAGUAUUGCGAUAGAAUCCGUUUGUGUCUGGCCAGCCAGUAGAGUGGGUACCAGGCUACAUAGUAGUUGUACGACGGGAUCAGCGCGAUUCAGAACAGAAACUAGAAGAAACAGCCGGAGUGCAGAUCAGUCGAGUGCGCGCGCGGGUGAGAUAAAGUGAAUUGAUUCCAAAGUUUCCAUUUUUUUUUGCGAAAGUGAUUUUUGGAACGUUGAGACAGGUGAAACGGGAAGGAAUUUCAGCACACCCAAACGGGAUCUAAUCUAACGCGAACGAAUCAAACCCACAGCCAAAAUGUUUAGGAAUCACCUAGCGAUGAUUGGCAUGAACGAAACGCCCAACAAAAAAGCCAAAUUCUGGCAAUCAUACAUCAGAUCACUGAAAGGAUCCGAUGAUAUCCGUGCACAUGACACACCAACCUGGCGGAACCGGCCGAUCCUGCUGUACAACGAGCUGGAUACCGCGUCCGGUCGUGUUCAGUCGCCCGGAUACCACUACCAGCCAGUGCACCGGGAGACGUACGGCUACUCGCCACGGCCAAUCUACGACCACCAGUACCCACGCCAACGCCGGGCAGCAAGCGUAGGCAGACUGGCCGAUGCCGAGAAAGCCUGGAACGACCAUCUGGAUCGGAUGAGAGAUAUCGACCGCAGCGUUUUUGCCGCUCUGAAGAAAAUUUUUGCUCGAUACCCAUCCCGUUACGGACUGUACCUGCGGGACAAACCGAGCCAGGUUGUGCUGCCACAGGAGCUCGAGUACGAACCAGACACAAAGCCAUUCUACUCACUGCAUUAGGAUCACUUACAAAUACAUUAAAAACCAUGUAGAGAAGCUGUGUAAACAGUAGCAAACAUAACCUAUUCAACAAAAAAAAAACAACCAAAAAAAAAUCGAUUACUGCAACUGAUAUAAAACUUAUAUGAGAACCCAGAAACAGGAAAUUUUCCGGUAGAGGACGAAAAUGUUUAUUAUUUUUUUAUUAAAUAAUUCUUAAGUGAAGAAACAAGUGUAACAUAUUACUUAAAAAAAAGGUAAAACAAACGGUGAAAAAGUUUUCUAUUAACCAGUUUAUUAAACGUUCAGAAGAAAUAACUCAAAAACAGGAAAGAGAAAAAGAAAAGCGAACAUGUAAAACAGUAUAAACAAAAAGGGUAUUAACGUGAAAAGAAAACUGUCGACGAAAAAAAUCGACAAACCAAAAAAAACUAUCGAACCUUUCGAUUAAUUUCAACACACACACACAAACAAACACACCCACACAUACUCACAUUGUAUUAAACUGCAACGGAGAAACAAAAACAAAAA